This is a messenger RNA of Durusdinium trenchii, 324 nucleotides long. The record is from the annotation of a GenBank genome assembly. NCBI's taxonomy places the organism in Eukaryota, Dinophyceae, Suessiales, Symbiodiniaceae.
AUGUGCCCCUCAGUUAUGAUGCUGCAUUGCUGUCGCUUACCGCGCCUUUUUUUUAAAUUGCCUUGUCUAUAUAAUUUCACAAACAACGUGAGACGCAAGUGCAGCUUAAGUAGCUGCAUCAGUGUUUUCAGGAUGCAUAUGUUUAGUAUUGGAGGAUUGCGAGGUUUGUCAAGCUGGACGCAUUUAAUGCGCAUGUUGCUCCUGAGGUCAGCUUUCACUGAAAUGCUUGCAUUCUUCUGGGAUGUGUAUGAAAGUCUCAUGGUGAGUGGCGCCGAAAGAAAAAGCGAGGAAGACGAAAAGGAACAACGUGUUGCGCCCAAAUAG